Messenger RNA from Botrytis deweyae, 300 nucleotides. RefSeq lists its product as uncharacterized. The transcript has 2 exons. The record is from RefSeq and is a predicted model, not a curated record. NCBI's taxonomy places the organism in Eukaryota, Fungi, Ascomycota, Leotiomycetes, Helotiales, Sclerotiniaceae. The coding region runs from base 1 to 300 and encodes 99 amino acids.
AUGUGUCUAGCCACAAUGUUAAUAGCACUCAAGGCCAAUCUUGAGCCAACGGUCCUUGUGAACCUUGGCAUGGGUUUAUUGGUCUUGAUAUUAGCUUUCGUCGGAGCAUGCUGCCGUCAAGUAUACACAAAGCAUGUAGCCAAGGAACCAUUACUUCUCACUGUUGAACCCAAGAGCGCCAAAUUUAUAAAAACGGAAUUAGAGACAGAAAAGCGCUUCAAUGAAUCGCAAAAGUCUCCGGGAUAUCUGGCAAUACAGAGGACAAAGAACCAUCAUAUUCUUGGAUUGAAUGUUAGAUGA